Molecule: messenger RNA, 507 nt
Organism: Lolium rigidum
Lineage: Eukaryota; Viridiplantae; Streptophyta; Magnoliopsida; Poales; Poaceae
Product: putative protease Do-like 14
Exons: 3
Coding region: 1-507 (168 amino acids)
Source: RefSeq, a predicted model, not a curated record
AUGUUCCGGAACCCGCGCCGCGCCGCCCUCCUCCUCGCCGCCGGCGCCGCCGCGGCGGGAGCGGGCGGCCUCCUCGACCGCCGCGACUACGCCACGGACGUCACCGUCUCGGUCUCCACGCCGCUCCGCCAUCUCCUCUCCGCCGCCUCCACGGGGCUCCCCUCCCGCAGCCCUCUCCUAGCUUGCUUUUCAGAAGAUCUUACUGUGUCCGAAUUUGUUUUUGCAGAGGGGUUUCCUAUACUAAAUUCCUUUGCAUCUGCAUCGGAUGCACCCAUUAACGCGAGCAGCCAAGGUUCUGGUGGAAUCUCAGAUGAUUCGAGAUGUGGCCGAGGAUGUCUAGUCAGGGAUUCAAUUCCCAAUGCUGCAGCUGCAGUUGGUCCUGCUGUUGUAAACAUUUCUGUACAAAUUCAUGGAUGGGCGCUAGAGAAGAGCAUUGGAUCAGGAACUAUAAUAGAUCCAGAUAUCCAUAAAUUUCUAAAUUUUUAUCAUACACUCUGCAAGAGAUAG